UCUUUCUUUCUUUCUUUUUUGAAUAUCAUUAUGAAUAUAGAAACAAGUAGAACCUCUUUAAUUCCACAUUAUCAACAUCAAACAAGAAAAGAAAUAGAUGAUUCAAUUUAUGAACUUUUAUCUUUUUAUCUUCGAGAUGCUUCUUCAUCCCUUCCACCAUCUACAACAAAACAACCCUAUGUAAAACGAAAUCAACGUCAAAAAAAAAGUGCUUGGCUUGAUACUAUGUCCCGUCAUAAUAAUAAUAAUAAUAGAGAGUUAAAUUUACUGGAAAAGAAUACAUUAAAAAAUAUGUCUAUUCCUCCAUUGAUUUAUCAUGAUCGACGGUCUCCUACUACAGUAAAAAAGGGUCGAAACAAAUCCGUUUCCUUUAGUGAGAUAGUAACAGUCAUUCCAUGGUCAUCAAAACAGCAGCAACAAGCUGAUGUUGAUGAUGAUGAAUUUGUAGAUGCUCUUGAAGAAUUUACUUUAUAAGAAGAAGAAAAAAAAUUCAUUUCUUUUCCUUUGUUUUUAUUUUAUUUUAUUUUUAUUUUUUUUGUAUAUAUUACAAUGUGAUGACUUUUUAUUUA
Cokeromyces recurvatus is the source of this 569-nucleotide messenger RNA. RefSeq lists its product as uncharacterized. The transcript has a single exon. NCBI's taxonomy places the organism in Eukaryota, Fungi, Mucoromycota, Mucoromycetes, Mucorales, Mucoraceae. The record is from RefSeq and is a predicted model, not a curated record. The coding region runs from base 31 to 474 and encodes 147 amino acids.